GUAGUAUGGCCAAGGGGGAAGGAAGACCCUUUUGCUCGGUGGCAGAUACUUAUAUGUAUCCCAACUUCCCCCGCCGAUGUAACGGUAUCAGUGCAGAACUAGACACGAACUUGUGUUCAUCAGCGUCAUCUACUUCUCUGUUUCCAUCUAUCCAUUCUCCUUUUCCUUUUCUUGAAUCACUACUUCUAGCGCCUACAGACGCAAACGCAACAUCCCAUACCACCCCUUUCUUUAUCUCCCAAAAUAUCACCGAGCACCAUGAAGAAAACAGCGUGCAGUAGCCCAGCCCCAUACACGCGUGCAGAAACGCCACGAUGUUGAGCCGGCUCUCACGCCGUCGCGUAUGCGGUAGCGUGGCUGGCUUGGGAAAACUAAGGAGAUGCAGACCCGCUUGACGAC
Messenger RNA from Periconia digitata, 399 nucleotides. Lineage: Eukaryota; Fungi; Ascomycota; Dothideomycetes; Pleosporales; Periconiaceae. The record is from the annotation of a GenBank genome assembly.